Molecule: messenger RNA, 357 nt
Organism: Eimeria necatrix
Lineage: Eukaryota; Apicomplexa; Conoidasida; Eucoccidiorida; Eimeriidae
Exons: 2
Coding region: 1-357 (118 amino acids)
Source: RefSeq, a predicted model, not a curated record
AUGGCCCGUUUGCCCGAAGGGGCGCCGCCGCCGGGGCUGUUGGCCACAAUUGCCCGCCUGCAGCACUUGAAGCGAAGAGGCAUUACUGUGAACGCCAAUAUAGACACUUCUCUAGAUUUCAAAAACCCUUAUUUGUUAGAAGUGAGUUUUGAGUUUUCAUUUAAUUUAAUUUCAUUUAUUCUCUCAAUUCAAUUUCAUGUCACUUUUGUUUAUUUCAUUUCAUUUAUUUUGUUCAAUUUCAUCUUUUCGUUUUUUCCUUUUCCAAAAUGUUCCACUUGGGGCUGGCGGGAACUUUUCUUUUUUGUUUUUUAUUUUCAUUAUUUUCCUUUUUAUCUUUUCUUCUUUUUCACCAUUUAA